Bombyx mori (domestic silkworm) is the source of this 2118-nucleotide messenger RNA. RefSeq names its product fatty-acyl reductase (gene Far). Gene Ontology annotation, cellular component: peroxisome. Lineage: Eukaryota; Metazoa; Arthropoda; Insecta; Lepidoptera; Bombycidae. Gene Ontology annotation, molecular function: alcohol-forming very long-chain fatty acyl-CoA reductase (NADP+) activity. The record is from RefSeq and is marked provisional. Gene Ontology annotation, biological process: long-chain fatty-acyl-CoA metabolic process.
GCGACGAAACAAUACUUGCCUGAUUUAAACGAUUAUAAGUUUUGUUAAGGAAAAACUGUGAUCAGCUUCAAAUUAUUUUCAAAUUCCGCGUAAUCUCCAAGAUGUCACACAAUGGAACUUUGGAUGAACAUUAUCAGACCGUGAGGGAAUUUUACGAUGGUAAAUCCGUUUUUAUUACAGGAGCGACCGGAUUCCUUGGAAAGGCGUACGUUGAGAAACUUGCGUAUUCGUGUCCGGGCAUAGUAAGCAUUUACAUUUUGAUUCGAGACAAGAAAGGGUCGAACACUGAAGAGCGAAUGAGAAAAUAUCUUGAUCAGCCCAUUUUUUCACGAAUAAAAUACGAACAUCCAGAAUAUUUCAAAAAAAUCAUUCCCAUCUCUGGUGAUAUCACCGCACCCAAACUAGGAUUGUGCGAUGAAGAAAGAAAUAUAUUAAUCAACGAGGUGUCGAUAGUGAUUCACUCAGCCGCUUCGGUCAAACUAAACGAUCAUUUAAAAUUUACUCUGAACACGAAUGUUGGAGGUACGAUGAAAGUGUUGGAACUCGUUAAAGAAAUGAAAAACUUAGCGAUGUUCGUAUAUGUGUCUACAGCUUAUUCUAACACAAGUCAAAGAAUUUUAGAAGAAAAACUUUAUCCUCAGUCCCUAAAUCUAAACGAAAUACAGAAGUUCGCUGAAGAACAUUAUAUAUUAGGUAAAGACAACGAUGAAAUGAUAAAAUUUAUAGGUAACCACCCAAACACAUAUGCAUACACAAAAGCGCUGGCAGAAAACUUAGUUGCUGAAGAACACGGUGAAAUACCAACAAUUAUCAUUAGGCCUUCGAUUAUUACAGCGAGUGCUGAAGAGCCAGUGCGAGGGUUCGUGGAUAGUUGGAGUGGUGCAACUGCUAUGGCAGCAUUUGCUUUGAAGGGAUGGAACAACAUAAUGUACAGCACAGGCGAGGAGAAUAUUGAUCUGAUACCUCUAGACUAUGUUGUCAACCUUACAUUAGUAGCGAUUGCUAAAUAUAAGCCUACCAAAGAGGUCACAGUAUAUCACGUCACAACCAGCGAUCUUAAUCCCAUUUCAAUCCGAAGAAUAUUUAUAAAGCUCUCCGAAUUCGCAUCAAAAAAUCCAACGAGUAAUGCCGCACCAUUCGCAGCAACGACUUUAUUGACUAAACAGAAGCCAUUAAUAAAACUGGUCACGUUUCUCAUGCAGACCACGCCGGCUUUCCUAGCUGACUUAUGGAUGAAAACCCAGAGGAAAGAAGCCAAAUUCGUCAAGCAACAUAAUCUAGUAGUGAGAAGUCGUGAUCAACUGGAAUUCUUCACGUCUCAGUCGUGGUUGCUUCGUUGCGAGCGAGCCCGUGUGCUUAGUGCGGCACUGAGCGAUUCAGACCGCGCUGUCUUCCGCUGCGAUCCUUCCACCAUAGACUGGGACCAAUAUUUGCCAAUAUACUUCGAAGGAAUCAACAAGCAUCUGUUCAAAAAUAAAUUAUAGUCGAUUCCUAAUAGGCUUGUAAUUGAUUCCAAAAAUACUUAGAUAACAAUAACUUUAAUCAACUACAAUGAAAUAAAUGUAAAGUCGUCGUGACCUAUAGGAUAAGACGUACGGUGCAUUCGUAUAUAGCGAUGCACCGGUGUUCGAAUCCCGCAGGCGGAUACCAAUUUUUCUAAUGAAAUACGUACUUAACAAAUGUUCACGAUUGACUUCCGCGGUGAAGGAACAACAUCGUGUAAUAAAAAUCAAACCCGCAAAAUUAUAAUUUGCGUAAUUACUGGUGGUAGGACCUCUUGUGAGUCCGCACGGGUAGGUACCACCACUCCGUCUAUUUCUGCCCUGAAGCAGCAUUGCGUUUCGGUUUGAAAGGUGGGGUAGCCGUGGUAACUAUACUAUACUAUAGUAAUUCCAAAAUUCGCUGAUUUAUGUUCUAUUAGUCUGAUUUAGUUAAACCAUUUCUAUAGUUAUUACCUUUCUUGUACUGCACAGAGACACGGAAUGCUGUUUUAUUUUAAGUUUUGAGUUAUUAUAGUUUAAUAAAUACUGUCAUAUUACAUAAUUAUUUAUGUGCAAGAUGUAAUGGCCAUUUAGAUGUGAUACGUCCUUUUUACAAAAAAAAAACAUGCUAUAUGAA